This is a messenger RNA of Carcharodon carcharias (great white shark), 1626 nucleotides long. RefSeq names its product RNA-binding protein 45-like. Lineage: Eukaryota; Metazoa; Chordata; Chondrichthyes; Lamniformes; Lamnidae. Gene Ontology annotation, cellular component: cytosol. The coding region runs from base 1 to 1626 and encodes 541 amino acids. The transcript has 4 exons. The record is from RefSeq and is a predicted model, not a curated record. Gene Ontology annotation, molecular function: mRNA binding.
AUGGAGGAUGGUGGUAGCUCACGUCUUACUCUGAAUGUCAAUCAUCCACCCAAUAGUCGACUCUUUCUGGUCAUCAGCAAAUCAAUAUCAGAGGAGGCAAUUAGAGAGAAAUUUUCCCUCUUUGGUGAUAUCCAGGAUAUUUGGGUAGUGCGGGACAAACAGUCCAAAAACCAUAAGGGCAUCGCCUACGUGAAGUUCGGCAAAUCAUGGCAGGCCUGUAAAGCAAUGGAGGACAUGCACGGCAAGACUCUCACUGGGGACACCAAACCCAUCAAGGUUUUCAUUGCACAGUCUCGAGGAUCUAAGAGCCACCGUGAUGUUGAAGAUGAGGAGUUAACUAGAAUUUUUGUUAUGAUUCCAAAAUCCUAUGCAGAAAAUGACCUGAGGGAAAAGUUUAAGGAUUUUGGAGAUAUUGAAUACUGCAAUAUUGUCAAGAACAAGAAAACAGGGGAGAGCAAAGGCUUUGGCUAUGUGAGAUUUCUGAAACCAUCUCAGGCUGCUCAGGCCAUUGAAAACUGCGACCGAUCUUUUAAGGCAAUACUUGCAGAACCAAAAAAUAAACCUACAUACUCUGAGAAUAACUAUGUGGCAGGGGUCAAAGAAAAUUUACUGUCAUAUGGGCCAGGAUUUCAUCCCCUAAGAGGUCAAAAUAUAUUACCUUUUCAUGAUUUUAACAACUUUGAAACAAAUGAAAUAAGAGAUGAAGAAAAUAUUACUACCUGCCUUUCAGUGUCUACUAGAUGCAUGCUCACACAUGAGCAGAUUUAUAGUCUCUUCGAUGUUAUCCCAGGACUGGAAUAUUGUGAAAUUCAGAGAGACCCCAAUAUGGGUCAUGCUAUUGUUCGGUACAACAAUGUGGCAUCAGCAGUACAUGCCAAAGAAAAGUUGCAUGGAUUCGAGUACCCACCUGGCAAUCAGCUGAGAGUUAAUUACAUUGAAGAUGCCCAUGGUGACAGGCGAUCAAACCCAAUUGGAAUGAUGGCCUUGCAACUUGUGGCGGCUCAGAUGAUGUCAAUAACCUGCACCAUUCCUGCUGGCCAUCAAAUAGACCCUUCUUCAUCUGGUUGCAGAGGAAGCACUUGUAUUCCGAUAUCUCAGUUGCAGUUGAGCUGCCAGUGGUACCACAAAUUUGGCUCUGACUUCACUCCUCCAAGAACCAACAUCCUCACCAGUAUCCAGGAAUCUCAACAAGAAACAAAAAUGUUGCCUGGUCAAAAAGCCUGUACAGACCUCAACCUCAUCAAGACAGUGGAUGAUGUCAAUCAACAGGCAUCCAAGGAUGACAUCAAAAUUGAACCGCUGAAACUAUCCAACUGCCCUGAAGAUCUGGAUUGUGAUUUCUGCUCUGAUUUUUUGACACUCUUCAUAGAGAUUGAUAAUCCAGCCCUUUUCCAGGAAGGUGUCCAGGAAGGAGUGAGUGAACUUGUUCACACUGAAGACAUAGUGAACCAAUUAAACCAGAAAGUACUUGAGUAUGACAAUGAUCCUUCAUCACUUUGUGGUUCUGCUGAGAAGCUGGAAAAUGAAACUCAAGUGACAAAAUACACUGUUACAAUACCACAUUCAUCCAACAAUAGUGACCUUUUAGAAAGUACAUCUGCACCUAUCCGUCACCAAAAGUGGUAA